Messenger RNA from Helobdella robusta, 1113 nucleotides. RefSeq lists its product as hypothetical. The record is from RefSeq and is a predicted model, not a curated record. The transcript has 4 exons. Bases 1 to 1113 code for a protein of 370 amino acids. Lineage: Eukaryota; Metazoa; Annelida; Clitellata; Rhynchobdellida; Glossiphoniidae.
AUGAGAGAAAAGUUUGCAGUAAAACAUUUAAUUAAUGCUAUUGGUAAAAAAGACAUGUUCUAUGUAAAAGACAAAGAACCAAGAACAUUAGAUGAAAUAUGUCAGCUAUAUGAGAAAUAUAAAAAUAGAAAAUUGUUCAGCAUGAUUGAUGAGAUUAAACGAGAUAAGUUUGGAAACGGAAAUAACAUAAAAACACCCUUCAAGUGUAACCGUGAUAAGGAAGCAUUAGUUCAUGUAGAAGCUGUAUUUAGAACUAAACAUUUAAAAUGUCUACUAGAUAGUGGUGCAGAUGUGAAUCUUUGUCCAAAGAAAUUUGCAGAUGAUUUGAAAAUUCGGAAAAAAUUUAAGUAUCAGAAUAUUUUUACAACUUUCUAUGUGUCACCAAACGUUGAUCAUAUAAUUUUAGGAAAGAAUUGGUUGUAUGAUAACAAUUGCAUUUGGGAUUUUGGAAGGAGUAAUAUUGUAAUAAACGGAAAAAGUUACAACCUCGUAAAAUCUAGACAAGAAACAGAUAUAAGAUGCAUUUCGAAAAUUACGGCUGUUAUUCCACCCCGCAGUGAAAUGUUCAUUCAGACAUUUAUAGAAAAAUCAAAUUUGAAACCUUUAAAACAAGAUACAGCAUGGUCAACUAGUAUAAAUAAAAUCAAAACCAAUUUGCUAACUACGAGAUCAUUAAUUAAUGUCAAUAAACCGUUUACGUGUAUUAGAGUUUGUAACAUACCAGAUGAAAAAGUUGAAUUACCUAAGGAUCAAGUAAUCACCAAAUUGCAUGAAGUUGUUGUAGUUGUUGAUAAAGUUCAAGAAUCAAAUAACAAACCCACCAAAGAAUAUGAUGAGACUAUAAAUACAAUAGUUGAUGAGGUACAUUCCAGUGUUCCAGAUAAUAUUCGUAGUAAUUUGAGAAAGUUGUUAUUAAAGUAUAAAAAUAUUCUUUCAUUAAGCGAGUUUGAUUUAGGAAGAACUAAUAUAACGCAACAGGAAAUUGCUACCGGAGCAAACAGACCAUUUCGCCAAGCUUUGCGACCGCAACCUAGAGCACAUCUACCAAUCAUUGACAAUUUGUUAGAAGAGAUGUUACAGCAAAAAGUUAUAGAACCUUGUCAGAGCGAAUGA